AUAGCUACAUUUAUAUUAAGUUUUUUUUGGCUUUGGAAUUUGUUGGGAAUAUUGGAAUAUUUGUAUUGUUUUGAUAUGUUUAUGAGUUUUGUUCAUGUGGGGAAUUAGCUAUAAUUAGGAAUUUUGCCUUUUGGGGUUUCUUGAAAUUGUGAAUUUUGGGAUUCUGAAUCUUAUUAGAUUGAGAUCUUUUCCUUUUUUUUGAAGUUCCCUUGAAAAAAAAACUUGCCUUUUUUCUGCAAUUUUUGUGUACUUAGCUUUUGAAAUAAAGGGGUUAUUUUGUUAUUGCUAUUUGUUUAAUUGGACAUCAAAUUUGGCUCCUUUUUUGAGCUUCUCCUUAUUUUUAUCAAGAAAGUUUGUAUUUUUAUGCAAAUUGUGAAGCUUGUUGAUUUUGGGUUUUGUUGGUUGAUUGGAUUUGAAGUUUAUUUUUUGAGUUUCCUCCUUUCCUCCUUAUCUUGAGCCGAGGGUCUGCCGGUAACAGUUCUCUACCUCUCCAGGUAGGGUUAAGUAAAAAGUUCUCUAAGGAGGAUUGCGACUGCACUUUUUAGAGGAUCGUCCCUGUAUCUUAGUAAUGAAUCAGGCAAAAAUCAAGCGUAGAGUUGGUAAAUAUGAAAUGGGAAGGACAAUUGGUGAGGGAACAUUUGCUAAAGUUAAGUUCGCAAGGAAUUCAGAGACAGGAGAAGCUGUAGCAAUCAAGAUUCUUGAUAAGGAUAAGGUCCUUAAACACAAAAUGGCUGAGCAGAUAAAGCGGGAGAUAGCUACAAUGAAGUUAAUCAGACAUCCACAUGUUGUUAGGUUAUACGAGGUGAUGGGUAGCAAGACGAAGAUAUUCAUUGUUCUGGAAUUCAUUACAGGUGGAGAGCUCUUUGAUAAAAUUGUAAAUCAUGGACGGAUGCAUGAAAAAGAAGCAAGGAAAUAUUUUCAGCAGCUCAUUAAUGUUGUUGAUUAUUGUCAUAGCAGGGGAGUCUACCAUAGAGAUCUAAAGCCUGAAAAUUUACUGUUGGAUGCCUCUGGAAACCUCAAAGUUUCUGAUUUUGGAUUGAGUGCUCUGUCCCAGCAAGUCAGGGAUGAUGGCUUACUACAUACCUCGUGUGGAACCCCUAACUACGUUGCUCCUGAGGUACUCAAUGAUCAUGGAUACGAUGGCACAACAGCGGAUCUUUGGUCGUGUGGAGUCAUACUCUUUGUAUUGCUUGCAGGUUACUUGCCUUUUGAUGACUCUAAUCUUAUGAACCUGUAUAAAAAAAUCUCCGCUGCUGAAUUUUCUUGCCCACCUUGGAUGUCUUUUGGCGCUAUGAAGUUAAUUACUCGCAUCUUGGAUCCAAAUCCUAUGACACGUAUUACCAUCCCAGAAAUUUUGGAGGAUGAGUGGUUCAAGAAAGAUUAUAAACCUCCUGUUUUUGAUGAGAAAAAAGAUGCCAACCUGGAUGAUGUUGAAGCUGUAUUCAAGGAUUCUGAACAGGAAUAUCAUGUAACAGAGAAAAAGGAAGAGCAGCCAACUCCUAUGAACGCAUUCGAGUUGAUCUCAAUGUCAAGAGGACUCAACCUUGGGAAUCUCUUCGAUGAACAGGAAUUUAAGAGAGAAACAAGGUUCACAUCUAAAUGCCCGGCCAAUGAAAUAAUCAGUAAGAUUGAAGAAGCUGUAAAGCCCCUUGGUUUUGAUGUUCACAAAAAGAAUUACAAGAUGAGGCUGGAAAAUGUUAAAGCUGGAAGAAAAGGGAACCUUAAUGUUGCCACUGAGGUAUUUCAAGUCGCCCCUUCUCUUCAUAUGGUUGAAGUGCGAAAAGCAAAAGGAGAUACUUUGGAAUUCCACAAGUUUUACAAGAGUCUUUCAACUAGUCUAGAGGAUGUAGUGUGGAAAACUGAAGAGGACAUGCAAAAUAGGUAGUAUUUUUCGAUCAAUUGAGUGGAGCACGAUACUUCACGAAGUUUGAUUUGCGGUCGGGGUAUUAUCAAGUGCGUAUCGCUGAGGGUGAACAUAUUACUACCAUGAAGAGCAAUAGCAUUAGCUUUUGCUGGUUCUACCACAUAUGUAAAAACUUUUACAACUUCUUUCUUUCUUUCUUUCCUUCCCCUUUUUGUUCUUUUUUUGGUUGUGGUCUGUUCUUUGUAGUGGGACUUUUUUCUCCCAUGAGAAAGUGACCAUGUGAGGAAUUUCUAUUUAUUAUCAUGAGUAGGAGUUUGUUCCUAAUCACUUGCUGUUUGUAUAACUGGUAUACUCUUCUGACAAUUGUAUUAAGCUUUUCAGCUCCCUCUAAAAAAAAAACAUAAAAAAAAUAAAAUAAAGAAGGAAUCCACUAAGGAGAAUUAUAAUUUU
This is a messenger RNA of Nicotiana attenuata, 2314 nucleotides long. Its product is annotated as CBL-interacting serine/threonine-protein kinase 3-like. Lineage: Eukaryota; Viridiplantae; Streptophyta; Magnoliopsida; Solanales; Solanaceae. Gene Ontology annotation, molecular function: protein kinase activity; ATP binding. Bases 569 to 1885 code for a protein of 438 amino acids. Gene Ontology annotation, biological process: signal transduction; protein phosphorylation. The transcript is spliced from 15 exons. The record is from RefSeq and is a predicted model, not a curated record.